Molecule: messenger RNA, 1962 nt
Organism: Fonsecaea multimorphosa CBS 102226
Lineage: Eukaryota; Fungi; Ascomycota; Eurotiomycetes; Chaetothyriales; Herpotrichiellaceae
Exons: 4
Coding region: 1-1962 (653 amino acids)
Source: RefSeq, a predicted model, not a curated record
AUGGCGGACGCACCUGUGCAGCCUCCUGCUGCCCUCAAGUCGCUGGAGAGGGACUACAGGGUUAAGGCCACGGAGGUUGAAGCAGUUAUUGAGAAACUACUUCAACUCGUGAGCGCCAAAGAAGCAGAAUGUGAGAACCUCAAGUAUGAUCUGCAGGAUCAGACAGAAUCUCGAAGACACUGGCACAAGCGAGCCACUGAAGCCGAAUCCCGAUUGUCAAGUGUUCAACAUGUCAUGAUCCUUUUCGAUGGAAAUCACCACUUUUUCAACCCAAACCUUGUAAGAGCAGGAAUACAAGGGGCAAAAUCAGCCAUAGACUCCCUCGUUGCUGAAGCCAGUGCUUUUGCUCGUGAGCAGCACAAGAACGACCUACCCGACCACCUUGCGGUUGUAGUGCACAUUUUCAUUGACGUUGGCAAGCUGGCCGACGAUCUCUCAAUCGCGGGCUUACUUCCCAACCCUGAUCAGCUCUGGACCUUCAUUCAAAAUGUCAGUAGAUUGGAGCCAGGUGUCACAAUCUCUGACUGUGGUUCUGGUCACCAUGCUGUCGAGGCAAAGAUGAAGUACUUUUACGAGCUCUAUCUUGAAAACUGCCAUUGCAGACAUCUUUUCCUGGCUUUGAAUCGCCAGUCGGAAUACUUCAAGAUUCUUGAGACCUACGUCGACGAUGAGUACACAAAGUCAAAGACGUCUCUUGUCCGGCUGAGGGGAGGGAUGGCCAAUGGCUACAACCUCCCGUUCCAUACAGUUGACUUCUCUGUCAUUGAAGCCGUGCCUCAACAGGGCCUUUCAUUCACUACCACCAAUCCGCAGACCAACGGGACAGCGAGCGGCCUGUCCACAGCUCAACAACACGGGGACAUCAGUACGCAGCCAUUGCCAAACUACUCCAGCAACUCGAAGCCCUUCUUACAAUCCGCUCCACCCUCCCGUCCCGUCCUCCCUCCUGCCAGCCCUGAAAACCCAAGUAGUCGGACCGUAGCCAACAUGCAGAAGCUAUCCGCUACCGCCUCACAGACGUCGACAAAGCCACAUGUUGAGGUAAACGGCGAGGUUCAUAAGUUGGAUGACUCGAGCUCGGUCGGAGUUGUCAAGCUCGACAACUCUUCACACUCUUCUCGUCAAUCGAAGGCCGCAGAACAGAGCUGGGAGAACGCGCCAACUAACAGUUACGCACCACCUGCCAUCGCAGUUCCAUGGGGAGAGGAGAAGACACAACCUGGGCAGGUUAUGGAUGAGGAGCCUGUUUUGUGGAGGAGACAGAACAACAUUCAAAAUCGGAAGCAGAAGUUAGGUUACCGGAAACAGGAACGUCCUUCCAACGCUCAAACGCCGAGACAGACUCCUCGGCAUUUUGAAGGAUCGUGGGACGACAUGGUCCAAAGUCAGCAGCCCAAAGCAUCGACCCAAGUGUCAUCUCCGUCACCGGCGCCAGCAAGCGUGUCAGUUUCAUCGGCCGCAGCCAAAUCGAACGACUUCUCGCCGGCAUUCACACGUCAAGCUUUGACAAAACCCGACCCGACCCCUCUGGCACGCCCUGUUUGGUCCCCUGUCGCUUUGAACCAGUUGGGGCAGCGCAUCGACUUGAAACUUCCGCGCGAGACACCGUCUGAGCGUGAAGCUUUCGAAGUGCGUGUAGCCAAUCGACAAUUGUGCAAUGAGCAUCACAUGCGAAACAAUUGUACCGAUACAAAAUGUCCGUUCGACCACGAGGAGAUCUCGGACGGCAUUUAUCUUGCGUUGCGAAACAUAGCUCGCACUAAGCCGUGCAGUCAAGGCCCCGAAUGUCGACGUCACGAUUGCUAUUCGGGGCAUCAUUGUCCGAACAUCUCAAAGUUCUCCACCUGCGCCAGAAUUGCGUGUGUCUUCGACAAAAGCGGGUUGCAUUCCAUUGUCGACCUCGAAAUUGUCGAGAUGAUUCAACCACCGGAGAAGAGCCAAGAAGAGCAAUCGCUGCUGUGA